CGUUUCUCCUCCCGGAGUCAUCUGUUUGUUAUAAUUGUUGCUGCUGGCAACCAACAGGCACAGAUGCACAGAACGCCGCGCGCUUGUGUUUGGGUUUUCACUCAACGCAUGACGUGAAAUUGAAGCGUCAGUAAGAUGGAGUCUGCUGUGGUGGCAGAUGGCGUGUCUGCCCCUCUCCCAGGCAGAUGUGCCUAUUUCGUGGAGAAGAAGAAAAGAUACUGUAAAAUGGUUGUUGGAAGUGGCAAAGCAUAUUGUGGCGAGCAUGCCAAUGUCGAUCAAGAAAGCGCCAGGAAGAGAAUACCAUGCCCACUAGACCCCAAACACACAGUCUAUGAAGACAUUCUGGCAAAGCACUUGAAAAAGUGCAACUCAAAGGAGAAACCCAAACCUGUUUAUUAUGUGAAAGACAUUAACGCUGGGCCAGUUACAGUCCCAGUCCCUGUGUCAGAUGAGGUAUCACUGGCUGACCGCUCUCAAAAGGAGAUGGAGCAUCUAAUUCAGAAGCUUAAAAAUGCUGUGAAAGGACUCAGUGUGAAACACAAGGAGAGCAUACUGUCCCACCCUGUUCUCAAAGAACCUUUGAAUGACCCCAAAAAUGGAGACUUUGCCUGCAAACACCUGAAGCAACAGGCUUCUAUUCUGGGGAACAUGGAGGCUCUGAGCCUGCUUGGUUCACACAGGUGUGUGGUGGAGUUUGGUGCGGGUAAGGGGAAGCUGUCCCACUGGAUCCACACGGCCCUGGGAACAGCAGAGGACGUCCACUUCCUGCUGGUGGAGAGAUCCACGACGCGCUUCAAAGUAGAUGGCAAGAACAGAAGUACCGACUCCACAUUUGAAAGGCUGCAGGUGGAUAUUCAGCACCUUGACUUGAGUAAAGUGUCCCUCCUCCAGGAAAAACACCUGCCUGUGGUGGGGGUGGGCAAACACCUGUGUGGCGCUGCGACAGACCUGGCUCUGCGGUGUCUGCUGGAGAGAUCAGUGCCAGGUGAUGAUGGCGACGAGCCGUCUAGUAAGCGCGUGAGAGCGGACAUCGCGAGGGAGGGCUCGGUGGCCGCUCCGUCCCAGCAGCCGGAGGUGGGCGGAGUGGCCAUCGCUCUGUGCUGCCACCACCGCUGCGACUGGCAGCACUACGUGGGCCAAGAGUUCUUCCGCCAGCGCGGCCUCGGGGCGGCCGAGUUCGGGGCCUUCCAGCGCAUGUCCAGCUGGGCCACGUGUGGCAUGAGCCGAGCCGGUGGGCACAGAGAGGGCACAGCAGUGGCCAGCGCGGGCAUCACAGAGGGCACCACAGAGGGCACCGCGGGCCCCGACACAGCUGAGGAAGAAGAGGAGGAGCACGAGGGAGGGGAAGAAACCGGACCAGACCACCUGGACAGCUUGUCUGUGGAGGAGCGUGAGCACAUCGGCCGGCUGUGUAAGUUGCUGAUUGACCAGGGCAGAGUCCACUACCUGCAGCAGCGAGGCCUGGAGGCCGGCCUGAGGUCCUACACCACUCCGGACAUCUCGCUGGAGAACGUGCUGCUCACCGCUGUGCCCCGCCCCGGCCACACAGGGGCGCCGCUACUGAUAUAGUAAGGGACCAGGCUUACAUCAUCAAGAGGGGACAGCGUCUCGUGCCGCUGCUGAUAUAGCAAGGGACCAGGCUUACAUCAUCAAGAGGGGACAGCGUCACCUCCGACUUGUUUUUGUUCCUCUUCUGAUUGGCCAAUGAGGCAGCUGCAGGACUCCACUGGGAGUCCUGAGUUUCAUCCAUGUUUUAUUUGUUUUGAGGUGUGGGUAUGGGUUAGAUAUCAGAAAAGACUCCUACGUGUCAUCACUGGCGUGACAUCACACACAACACUGGACGAGCAUCGGCUGGCAGGUGAACAAAACACACAAACAACAAUACACACUCUCCUGCUAACGACAACUAUAGACACACACUUUUUUGCUGACAUCAUCACAUCAUGAGCCAUUCAUUAGGAGCAUAAAAGGGACAUGUGUUCAAACAUGACAAGAAGGACAGGACAAAAACAUGGCCGCCAGGAAGCAGGGAGGACAUGGCCGCCUGACAGGAAGCAGGAAGGACAGGACACGGACAAUGGCCGCCUGACAGGAAGCAGGAAGUGCAGAGGCCAACAUGAAGGACAGUCAGGAGAGUGGUGGCGCCUCACACACAUCUUCCAGCGUCACAUUCAGCACUGACGUAAACGUGGCCUGGGAGUCUGCAACACAGACGAGACAUGAGACAUGUUCAGCAUACACACAUCAACACAUGACAUGACUGUUCAGCGUACACACAACAUAUAUUUACACAUAUUUUUCACAGUGAUUUGUGCCUGUUUAAGUAGUGUCUCAGGCGUGUGUGUGUGGUGUGUGUGUGUGUCUGCGUGUGUGCGUGCGUGCGUGCGUUUAGUCUCUCAUCCUAAUGCAUAGUGCAUGUUGAGCGCGGCGAGACCUCUCUUGCGCGAUUCCCUGAUGUACAGCUGCAUGAACUCUCGUCCGAACAUCUCCCUGUCGUCGUCGUCCUCCGGACCCUCGGCCGCCGCCUCCGGCAGCGUCACGUCCCACGUCAGAGGGUUGUCACGGAAAUUCACAAACCUGCCCACACAAAGAUCUCAUUUUAGGAUUUACAUUUUAACCAUCAACCAGACUUUAUUUUUUUUUACAUGAAACUACUCAUACUGAGUGCAGGCUCAUCAUUAAGCCUCAUACUGCUUAAGUAGUUAUUCCCAACCCCUGUAUUUUAUUCUCAUUGUUUAUAUUUUGAUUUUUUUUUUUUUUUUUUAUCUCUGGUUGUUUUGUGUAUUGAGUGUUUUAUGAGUGGCUGGUUUAACUGUUUUGUAUUUUCUGUACUGUGCUUGUGAGCUCACAAGGGCAAAUCCCAAUCCACCACUUUGAUACGGGAAUAAAGUAUUGAAUCUGAAAUCUUA
This is a messenger RNA of Alosa sapidissima (American shad), 2909 nucleotides long. It is a transcript of the gene trmt13, whose product is annotated as tRNA methyltransferase 13 homolog. The record is from RefSeq and is a predicted model, not a curated record. NCBI's taxonomy places the organism in Eukaryota, Metazoa, Chordata, Actinopteri, Clupeiformes, Clupeidae. The transcript is spliced from 11 exons. Gene Ontology annotation, biological process: tRNA methylation. The coding region runs from base 136 to 1569 and encodes 477 amino acids.